Molecule: messenger RNA, 525 nt
Organism: Thlaspi arvense
Lineage: Eukaryota; Viridiplantae; Streptophyta; Magnoliopsida; Brassicales; Brassicaceae
Source: the annotation of a GenBank genome assembly
AUGAUACGGAGGUUUAAUCUUAACGACGGUGGUGGUGCCAGAGCUCAUUCUGUUUCCGAUCUGAAACUGCCGCGUAUGGCACCAGUGUCAAUUCACAGAGAUGAUGGUGCGCCUGAGAAUAUGGUAGCUCUUCCUUGUCUUAAGUCAAUGACUUGGGAUUGGGAGAAAAAGAAUACAAUGCCUGGUGGUAGAGUUGCAGUUAUCAAAUUGAAGUUGCACGAUUACAGAAAGUUUCCCUCAGCAGAUAUGGAUGUCAAGUUUCAGCUGUCUAGCGUGACACUUGAGCCUAUGCUAAGGUCUAUGGCUUACAUUAGCGAGCAACUCUCAGCUCCAGCCAAUAGAGUGGCUGUCAUCAAUUUGAAGCUUCUAGAUUCUGAGACAACAACAGGAGAAUCAGAGGUCAAAUUUCAGGUGUCCCGGGAUACAUUAGGUGCUAUGAUGAGAUCAAUGGCUUAUAUCCGUGAGCAGCUCUCUAUUGUUGGAGGGUUACAGACAGAACCACAAGCGAAGAAACAGCGCAAGUGA